This is a messenger RNA of Hibiscus syriacus, 1658 nucleotides long. RefSeq names its product protein DETOXIFICATION 33-like. Gene Ontology annotation, molecular function: antiporter activity; xenobiotic transmembrane transporter activity. The coding region runs from base 118 to 1572 and encodes 484 amino acids. The transcript is spliced from 9 exons. Gene Ontology annotation, cellular component: membrane. The record is from RefSeq and is a predicted model, not a curated record. Gene Ontology annotation, biological process: xenobiotic detoxification by transmembrane export across the plasma membrane. Lineage: Eukaryota; Viridiplantae; Streptophyta; Magnoliopsida; Malvales; Malvaceae.
ACAAAUUCUCUCAUCUCAACGAUAAUUUACACGGUUGAGAUUUGAGUUGAGUACCCGUCACUGUAAACGUUUAGUUUAGUUCAUUUGCAGUGAAAGCUUUCAACGGAAAACGCGGCUAUGGCUGCUGACAGUGUUCCACUUCUCAACAACGGUGAUGACAAUGAUAGCAACCAAAGCGAAACGCUUGUUUACUGGGUUAAGGAGUUCGGAUACGAGUCGAAGAGAUUAUGGCAUCUUGCCGCGCCGGCAAUUUUCACAGCAAUUUGUCAGUAUUCACUGGGAGCCCUCACCCAGACUUUUUCCGGCCAACUUACUGAACUAGACCUUGCUGCAGUGUCUGUGGAGAACUCUGUUAUAGCUGGACUUGCUUUCGGUGUUAUGUUGGGAAUGGGGAGCGCAUUGGAGACUUUAUGUGGUCAAGCAUAUGGUGCUGGGAGGCUAAGGAUGCUGGGCGUUUACAUGCAGCGAUCUUGGGUUAUUCUAUUGAUUACAUCAUGUUUAAUCUCUCCCAUUUACAUUUGGUCUCCUCCAAUUCUUAAACUGUUUGGGGAAACCACUGAAAUCUCUGAUGCUGCAGGUAAGUUUGCUAUAUGGAUGAUGCCACAGUUAUUUGCUUAUGCCAUGAACUUUCCUAUACAAAAGUUCUUACAAGCUCAGAGCAAAGUUAUGGUGAUGGCUUGGGUCUCAGCACUGGUGUUGGUUCUUCAUGCCUUUUUCAGCUGGCUGCUGAUGCUUAAGCUCGAUUGGGGCUUGAUCGGUGCGGCUGUAACUUUGAACGUAUCGUGGUGGCUCAUAGUUAUUGGACAGUUGUUGUACAUUUUUAUUACCAAGUCGGAUGGUGCUUGGUCUGGUUUCUCAUGGCUAGCAUUUGUAGAUCUAUUUGGUUUUGUCAAGCUUUCUUUGGCUUCUGCUAUCAUGUUAUGCUUGGAGUUUUGGUAUUUAAUGGUGCUGAUAGUCAUGACAGGUCUCCUGCCAAACCCUCUGAUAGCAGUUGAUGCCAUUUCCAUUUGCAUGAACAUAAAUGGAUGGGAUGCAAUGAUAGCAAUUGGGUUCAAUGCUGCUAUAAGUGUGAGAGUAUCAAAUGAACUUGGAGCUGGAAACGCUCGGCUUGCUAAAUUUUCAGUGCUGGUUGUUUCGAUGACAUCUGUGAUCAUCGGGAUUGUUUGCAUGAUUGUGGUGUUUGCAACCAGAGGUUACUUCCCUUACCUCUUCACCAGCAGCAAUGCAGUUGCCGAAGAAACUACUAAGCUAGCUCUAUUAUUGGGAUUUACGGUCCUCUUGAACAGCCUCCAACCGGUCUUAUCAGGUGUUGCUGUUGGAGCUGGAUGGCAAUCACUUGUGGCGUACAUAAACAUCGGGUGUUACUAUAUAUUUGGAUUACCUGCUGGCAUACUCCUUGGGUUCACAUUUGGCUUUGGGGUUAUGGGUAUUUGGUCAGGAAUGAUUGCGGGUAUUGGUUUGCAAACUCUAAUCUUGGUAUUGGUGGUUGCACUUACCAACUGGAACAAGGAAACUGAAGAAGCUGAAAGCCGUAUAAAGAGAUGGGGAGGAUCAACUGGUGGAGAGCGUUGAUUUUACAUAAUUAACUUAUUAUUAUGUAUUAAUUAAAAUAAUAAAUAUUAUCAAUUAUUGAUUGAUCUAGCAGAAUGAGCUUUUAA